This is a messenger RNA of Aplysia californica (California sea hare), 1135 nucleotides long. Its product is annotated as signal recognition particle 14 kDa protein. The record is from RefSeq and is a predicted model, not a curated record. The coding region runs from base 214 to 543 and encodes 109 amino acids. Gene Ontology annotation, molecular function: endoplasmic reticulum signal sequence receptor activity; 7S RNA binding. The transcript is spliced from 5 exons. NCBI's taxonomy places the organism in Eukaryota, Metazoa, Mollusca, Gastropoda, Aplysiida, Aplysiidae. Gene Ontology annotation, cellular component: signal recognition particle, endoplasmic reticulum targeting. Gene Ontology annotation, biological process: SRP-dependent cotranslational protein targeting to membrane.
CCGCUUCAGGCACACACAGUACACACACGACACACAGUACACAGCGACAGUCUCUUGUGGCACUCACACGACUUCCAGCAUACGUUCAAUCUGUUACUUUUUUACAUUGCUAUUAUAGCCUGGUUCUAGAUCUAGAUAAUCUAGACCCACGUUCCAAUUUUGUUAGAUUGCUUUUCUGUGAGAAUUAGACAAAAUAUUUUCCUGGUCGUCAGAAUGCUGUUGGAAAACGAUGCGUUCCUCACUGAGCUCACAAAAUUAUUUACCAAGGGAAAGACUAGCGGUUCUGUGACAAUGACCAUGAAGAGAUAUGAUGGAAGGACUAAGCCUAAGCCUCAAGGUGGUCUACUACCAGAGCCUAGUGAGUACAAAUGCCUGGUCCGCGCCACUUUGGGCAACAGGAAAAUCUCAACAGUGGUAAACCACAAGGAUGUCACCAAAUUUCAAAUGGCCUAUGGAAAUCUACUGAAGGGCAGCAUGGAUGGACUAAAGAAAAAAGACAAGAAAGCAGCCAGAGGUAGAAAGAAGACGAAAGCUACACAGUAGAUUUUUGUUUCAUUUCCAACCGAGUUUUUAAUAUUUUGUCGUAACUCUAUGGUGGGGGUAUAGCAAAUGGAGUAUUGGGUGCAUUCAAUGCAUUGUACAUUUUCAGCAGUUAUUUUUUUGCAUAUGUGUGCUUAAAUGUGUUUGUGUGUGCUCGUCAUUGAGAGACAGGCGGAGAACAUGGCUUACCUUUGGGUUACCGGUGUGCAAAAGAGAGGUACAAGUGUGGUAAAAGAAAUGGAGCUAAGAAGAACUCAUGUAUGUUGCAAAUGUAAUUUUGUAUGUGGGAGAGAAAGAAAGAGAGUUAAGCUUUUGAUUUUUUCAAUUUCAUUCAUCUUUGACUUUUCGUCGCAUUUAUCAGAUUUGAUUCUUUUGGAAGCCUUUAUAGUCUUGGCAUUUGUGGAAGAUUUUGUUUGAUGUUGUUGAAAAGAGCAAGACACUUUUUGCCCUCUGCUGUAGAGCAAGGUUAAAGGUCAACUGUUUACAUUUUGUGUAUGAGCACUUUACAUGUGGUCUUAUGAGGUAUUUAUUGUUACCAUUUCAAAAUUUUGGUGCAGAAUGUACCAAGUCAUAUUAAAAUGUGAAAACUUUCAAA